UCAGAGAUGUCUUCCAAAAGUCCCAAAGAGUUGAUGAAGAGUAAAUGGGGAGCAAAGCCUGGUAACUCGAAAUCAGAAACUGCAUUAGAGAAAUUUAAGGGAGAAAUUGCAGCUUUAAAAACAUCAGUGGAUGAAAUCGCAAGUGGAAAAGGCAAACUGACUGAUAAAGACAAACACAGACUUUUGGAGAAAAUUCGAGUUCUUGAAGCUGAGAGGGAGAAAAAUGCUUAUCACCUCACGGAGAAGGACAAAGAAAUACAUCGACUCAGAGACCAGCUGAAGGCCAGAUAUAGUACAAAUGCAUUGCUUGAACAGCUGGAAGAGAAAACAAAGGAAGGUGAAAGGAGGGAACAGUUGUUGAAGUCCUUAACUGAAGAAACAGAUGUUUUGAAAAAACAAUUGUCUGCUACAACUGCAAGACUKGCUGAACUUGAAAGCAAAGCCAGCACACUUCGUGUAUCACAGACUGUGGCUGCAAACUGCUUCAACUCAUCAAUGAGUAAUAUUCAUGAGAUGGAAGUACAGCUAAAAGAUGCUCUGGAGAAAAAUCAACAGUGGCUUGUGUAUGAUCAGCAACGAGAGGCCUACGUUAAAGGACUUUUAGCAAAGAUCUUUGAGCUGGAAAACAAAACGGAAACAGCUGCUUCUUCACUCCCACAGCAGAUAAAAAAGACUGAAUCAGAAGGUUACCUCCAAGAAGAGAAGCAAAAAUACUACAGCCACCUCUUGGCAAAUGCCAAAAAAGAUCUUGAGGUUGAACGACAAACCAUAACUCAGUUGAGUUUUGAACUUAGUGAAUUUCGAAGAAAAUAUGAAGAAACUCAAAAAGAAGUUCAAGAUUUAAAUCAGCUGUUGUGUUCACAAAGAAAGGCAGAUCUGGAAGAUGACAGGCAUAAAACAGAGAAAAUACAAAGACUCAAAGAGGAGAAUGAUAUUGCCAGGGAAAAGCUUGAGGAAGAGAGGAAGAGAUCUGAAGAGCUCUUAUCUCAGGUCCAGUUUCUUUACACGUCUCUGUUAAAGCAGCAAGAGGAACAAACGAGGGUAGCUUUGUUGGAACAACAGAUGCAGGCAUGUACUGUAGACUUUGAAAAUGAAAAACUUGAUCGUCAAAAUAUGCAGCAUCAAUUGCAUAUAAUUCUUAAGGAACUCCGAAAAGCAAGAAAUCAGAUAACACAGUUGGAAUCCUUGAAACAUCUCCAUGAGUUUGCCCUCACAGAGCCAUUAGUCGCUUUCCAAGGAGAGACUGAAAACAGAGUAAAGGUUGCCUCACCAAAAAGUCCCUGUGCUGCACUGAACGAAAGCCUGGUGGAAUGUCCCAAGUGCAGUGUACAGUAUCCAGCCACUGAGCAUCGAGAUCUGCUAGUCCAUGUCGAGUACUGUUCAAAGUAG
This is a messenger RNA of Urocitellus parryii (Arctic ground squirrel), 1389 nucleotides long. It is a transcript of the gene Cep55, whose product is annotated as centrosomal protein 55. The record is from RefSeq and is a predicted model, not a curated record. Gene Ontology annotation, cellular component: midbody. Gene Ontology annotation, biological process: mitotic cytokinesis; establishment of protein localization; regulation of phosphatidylinositol 3-kinase/protein kinase B signal transduction. Lineage: Eukaryota; Metazoa; Chordata; Mammalia; Rodentia; Sciuridae.